This is a messenger RNA of Neodiprion virginianus, 3861 nucleotides long. Its product is annotated as scm-like with four MBT domains protein 1. Lineage: Eukaryota; Metazoa; Arthropoda; Insecta; Hymenoptera; Diprionidae. Gene Ontology annotation, biological process: regulation of DNA-templated transcription. The coding region runs from base 766 to 3504 and encodes 912 amino acids. Gene Ontology annotation, cellular component: nucleus. The transcript has 7 exons. The record is from RefSeq and is a predicted model, not a curated record.
AUGUGAUGACGGCGGCUCCUUGACGGCGGCAAAACUAGUCAAGCUCGCUUACGGUACAGAAGAUUGGUUUGGUACUUUAGUAGUUCAGUGUGCUGCGCAAGGUGCAUGAAGCAAAACUGUACAGUGUGAUGUGAGUCAGUGCGAGUAAACGAGAGUCGAAAUCGUGUUUGAUCAGUUGAAUAGGCUUGACGAAGAUAGUCCCGUUACAACCACUUUCAAAGCAGAGAUAGAUAUCGCAUCGUGCAUAAGGCACAUUAUCGUAAAUGCAUUAUAGUCGUGAUUUUAUAAGCGGUGCAAAAGGACUGCAGUGCAACACAGAAUCUACCUUAUACGUACAUAGAUUUAAUUGACGCAUUAUAACGCGCGAGAAAUGAAGUGUUCAAUACCUAAUCACGUAUCAAUACAAUCAGAUAUCUUAAGUCGAAAAGGAUCGUUACCCGUUGCAGAAACCCCGAAACACUUACACAAUUCGGACUAUUUUUUAUGCCUCUACCUAUAAUUUACACUUGGCAUGUACAUACCCAUACACAUAGGUACGCAAGAACUUAAAAUCAGUAGUUGGUUGUUCUUUUUUUUUACCCCAUUUCUCUCAUCUUGUCGAUAAAUGCUUCGAUACUCUGUAAAUCCAUGAAGUCAUCACGACAAUCAUAUCAAUCAGCAAUGCGUGCAAAUUUCGGAAGCCAAUUACAGUAUAAGAAACAAGUCAUAUAGACACGAGCUUUGUAUGUAUGAACACUACCGUAAUAAUUGAAACCGUAUUUCACGAUGGAACCAAACACCUCCGAAAUGCGAGAUAAACCAUCGGACAAAGAAGAUGGAUUCGCUUGGCAGGAUUAUUUGGAUGCUACCAAGAGUUUGGAAGUUCCACAAAUCAUGUUUCCACAUGUGGAACUUGGUCUGCAGAGUGGAAUUGAAAUUGGGAUGUCUCUGGAGGUGCCUCGUUUUCUGGAACCUGACAAUGAGCCUGUAUAUUGGGUUGCCUCUGUUGUUAUGACGUGCGGUCCGCUUCUCAGACUGCGUUACUUUGGCGGGGAUGAUAGGUCUCUUGAGUUUUGGUGCAACCUGACCAAAGAAGCUGCGCACGAAUUAGGCUGGUGUAUAAAGAACAACAAGAGACUCGAGCCUCCAGAAUUCGUCCUGAAACACUCACCAAACUGUGUCGAACAGUUGCCCGAGUUUAUGAGCAAUGCUAGAUCUGUUCCAACGGAAAUGCUGACCGGAGAUGGCCUCAGUAUGACUGAAAGAAUUAAGCAAGGAACUAAGGUGGAAGCUAGCGAUGUGCAGCAUCCUUACAAACUUUGGCCAGCUACGAUUAUCGAAAACAUUGGUGGUCGACUUUUACUGAGAUAUGAUACCCCUGGAUCACCUGUUAAAGAUUUUUGGGUAUUCUGCACAUCAGAACGUUUGCAUUGUAACGGUUUUGUGAAAAAUGCAGAUCUUAAAUGGUUUCUUGAACCCCCAAGCUCAAUACUAGAAUCACACAGUUAUGAAGAAUGGAAAUCUUUGACAGAAACAGUACGACCGAUUCAAGAAAACCAAAAUAAUUUAUUCAAUAACAUACGUGAACACCCUCGGCAUGAUUUCAAAGUUGGCAUGAAACUAGAAGCGAUAUCACCAACGAAUAGAGUCGAGAUAUGCCCAGCAACAGUCGUUAAGGUAUUUGAUGAAAAAUACUUCCUAGUUCAAAUCGAUAUCUACGAGGAUCCUGCGAGAACAGAAGACUUGGAUAGUACAAAUGGUGACACGUGGCUUUGCACCGCGGAUCAUCCCUACAUAUUUCCUAUUGAGUGGACAAGGAAAAAAAAUAUAAGACUUACACAUCCAAUCGGAUGGAUCUCAAAGUCGGAAGAAUUUGACUGGGAAGCAUAUUUAUUAGCAACAAAGUCUGAAGCAGCUCCAGAGUCGUCAUUUUCAGAGCGAGAAAGUGCAUUGGAUGCUGGAUUUGAGGUUGGCAUGUAUCUGGAAGCAGUAGACCCGGAGAAUGAGAACACGCUUUGUGCCGCACACAUAACAAAGGUCGUUGAUAAUUUACUGUGGAUAAAAUUGGAUAACUACGAAGAUUUCCGACCUGAGCACAUAGUCUCUAUGCAUUCGCUGCAAAUAUUUCCUGUUGGCUGGUGCGAGUCGAAUUCUUACACUUUGAAGCCACCCAAAGAUUUUAUCGAAGUAUGCAGAAAAUUAAGAACGCCACCAAAAGAAGCCAAAAAAAAAAAUAUUCUUGACAUACCAAUAUCAGAGCCGAGAUCUUCACUCUGGUGCCCUAAAAUAUACUUCAAUUAUCGCUGCUUCACCGGCCCCAUGAUAUCCAAAGGAAAACUAGCGACACUGCCAAAAGCAGUCGGACCUGGGCCGGUCACAUUAGUCAUGAGAGAGGUUCUAUCUAUGAUAGUUUCUGUUGGGUACAGGAGUGCCAGGAUAUUGAAAGUUCUUCAAUGCGAUUCUAAGCCUGACCCAGGAUAUCAUUUAGAAAUCUUGAAAGCAAAACACAAGAACAAUACGUACAGAGCUAGCGUUGCUGUUAUUACUUCGGGAGACAUGGUCCCAAAAUUUUGUAGAGAUAUCUGCAAGAAGUUAAUGGUUUGCCCAAACCUAUUUGGACCUUCCUUUAUACCCGAGGAUGAGUGCCCGGACAGAUGUCAUAAGGUUUCUAAAAAUAAAUUCACUGCCCCUGUAGCAAAUGGACGACGUGGUAAACCAAAAGGCUACACAAGUAUUUUGGUACAGAAACCCAAGCCAUGGAAAGGAGGACGAAGGAAAAAGAGAGGGCGCUGGGCAAACAAAGAUAAAGACAAGGAAAAGGAAAAAGAAGCGGGCGUUGAAGUUCCUGAAGUUGGAAUUCCGUUUCCUUUAUUAGAUUCAGUAAAACUUGACAAAGCAGAUGAAAGUGUCGAAAACUUUGAUGACAAACCCCCACUUUCUGAAAUAGACAUUAUGAUACAAAAGGGAAUUGAAAAAUCAGUCAAGUCCGAUGAUUUCAAAAAUGAGCCACUGUCUAGUAAUGCCUCCGAUGAUUCGAGAAGCUCAUUCAAUGAUCGAAAAAGUAAGGACAGCAAUGUGAGGAGCCCAAGUAGCGAAAGCAGCAAAGUACGUUCCAAAACUGGCAACGCCAGCGAUACUGUAAGGAACGGUAAGAGAGAUCGAGAUUGGGACACGAGCGUUGAAUCCGAGUAUUCAGAUACAGAGGCCGAGUAUCUUAGGCUACAGAAGAAACAGCGGAGGCCGAAAACUAGAAAACUGGAUUCAAAUCCAUUGUUUUGGAGCGUUGAUGACGUCUUUCGUUAUCUCAGAAAAACAAACGACUGCAAGGGUAUCGCUCACCAAGUGAGGCAAGAGGAAAUAGACGGUUUGGCAUUCUUACUGUUGAAUCUGCCAUCAUUAACUCAGCAUAUGAAAUUGCGGAUGAGUUCGGCUCUGAAACUUUGCCGGCAUGUUGAGCAAGUUAAAGUGACUUUCUUUCUGCGUCAUAUUAACGAAGUGGAGCCAGAGCAAUAUCGUAUAUUAUAAUUGAUAAUUGAUUAACUGUCGUAUAUAGUACAUAAGUUCAAUUGUAUAAAAAAAUUAUAUAUUGGUAUUAGUGUUGAGAAUUGAGACAAAGUGCAUCUUCACGAAAAACAAAAAAAAAAAUUCCAUCAGUUUGAUCUUCGAUAAUAAUCGAUUUAACGUAAUUUGGCAUUUUGUGAAAUAAAAAAUUACUAUGUGUCACAAAACGUCGAUUUAGUUUAUGCAACAAAUAGCUGAUUGGAUGUAACUAAAAGUAACGAAUAAUUGACACGGUAAUUUGGUAAAUAGUUAAAUUAGUAUGACACGUUUACAAUGCAACUGUUCAUGUUGUGCGAAAAAUAAAAAAUAUUUAUUAAAUAA